Elaeis guineensis (African oil palm) is the source of this 1484-nucleotide messenger RNA. The record is from RefSeq and is a predicted model, not a curated record. Lineage: Eukaryota; Viridiplantae; Streptophyta; Magnoliopsida; Arecales; Arecaceae.
UAUAAAAUCUCUCACGUGAGCGAGGUGGUGACAUCGAGUCCACUUCCUGCCAACGUCACCACCGCUCUCCUAUUCGAGAUCGGAGAAGAGAAAGAGGGUUUUGGCCCUCUGCGUUCUGGUUCUCGAGAUCAGGAACCCUUCUCGGAACCCUAGCUCGUCGAUCCCUCGCCGAUCGAUGGGCUUUUCCGGUCCCCACCGGCUCGAUAUCUUCGAGAUCUACGCGAGAUACUGCGGUAUUGUAUCAACAAAUGACCAUGCUACCUCAAAGGAAUUGUUGGCUGUGCUUUCAAAAUCAUUGGAGUGUAGAGGGCGAUCAGGGGAGGCAAUUUUUAAUGACCUUUACAAGCUUAUGUCAUGCCUUGACUUGUCUGUAGAUUCUCGUAAUUUCAAUUGCUUCUAUGAUUUUGUCUUCUUCUUUUGCCGUGACAAUGGGCAGAAGAACAUCACUGUACAUAGGGCCAUAACUGCCUGGAGAUUAGUUUUGAAUGGAAGGUUUCGAUUGAUUAACCAGUGGUGUAAGUUUGUUCAGGAACAUCAGCGUCAUAAUAUAUCUGAGGAUACUUGGCAACAACUUCUGGCCUUCAGCCGCUGUGUAAACGAAGAUCUUGAAGGUUAUGAUCCGAAGGGUGCUUGGCCUGUUCUCAUUGAUGACUUUGUUGAGCAUAUGUACAGCCAUGUUUACAUGGUGUUCUUUUCCAAAUGCAGAACUAGCCGCUCCAAGAGUUGCAGCACUCAGGAUUAUAUUUCUGGCUGUGCUGACAUGGAAGCACAACCUAGCAUAUCUAACACUUUCAGAUUGAAUCUGCUCCCUGGAUCGAAGAGGAAGUCUCCUACAGAUGCUGGUGAGCACUGUGAGGAAGAAUCAAGGCCUUUAGGGAACACGAGCUCAGAUCAUGUGAUGGAAUCCAAGCGAGUGAAGCAGACUUUCUUUGCCAGACCUUGGGAGUCUGACUUAGCUAUGAGUACAAUUGAUGGCACGGUAGAUUACCAUGCUGAAAUGAAUAAACAUAGUUCGCUUGGUUGUCUUCAAACCUCAGCAUGUGCUGUGGAGGAUAGCUUAUCCAAAGGUUUUGAAGGAUACCUUUCCAUCGGGUGCUGUUUUCAGUUUGAUCAGAAAAGCAGGGUUUGAUACGCAUGAAUAUACCUCAAACCUCAGCACGAGCUGUAGAGGAUAGUUUAUCCCAAGGUUUUGAAGGAUACCUUUCUGGAGGGUGCCGUUUCCAGUUUGAUCAGAAAAGCAGGGUUUCAUACACGAAUAUUCCUCCAGGUUACAAGCUGCAGAAAAGUUUGGUUCUAGCUCAUGCUUUAAUUAUUUAUGAAUUUCUGUGGUCUUCCCUAUUGCUACAGUUUAUUCUUAUGGCAUAUAUUUUCAUGAUUUGUUCACGUAAUGUAUUUAAGCUUGGCAAUUUUUUCUCAAUGUUUGAACUUGAUGUAUCAAUAAGUAAAAGAGGAUGAAAUCUACAUUUUUCAUGAGUUUGUUUUCU